GAUUAGCAGCCUUUCGUUAUCGUCCCUAAAUGAUCUCUCUUUUCCCAAUUUCCUUUCAGUUCUUGAGCACCGAGAAGAAAAUCCAAACGACAAAUUCUGUGUUUUUGGGUUUAAAACCCCUUCCGAACUUCCACCCGACGACUCAGAUGAAUGAGAACGGAAAUCGAUGAGGUUCCGUCGGAGAAACUACGUCGUUUCCUUGCACAGAUUUUUCUGGUUCACCGCCUUCGCCGUCUCCUUCUUCGUUCUUUUCAGUGGCUUCUCCUUCUCCUCUUUUCGCUUUCUUUUUGGAGAGAAGUUCCAGCCUGUGUUGAGCUUCGCCCGCAAAGCUUCGACUGUAAACGCCGCCGUUUCCGACGAUUUUCCGGUAACAGAGGUACUCUCGAUUCGCGAAACCGUUUUGCUCCCCGAUCAGGUUGUGCUUUUCCUGAACUACCCUCGGUAUGCUCGUUUAUUUACUAAAGAGGAACUCGACUGCGUUUACCUCCCGGCUCGUAACAGUACAACCUCAUCCGAGGCUCGGCUUAAGCUGUCCCCGGCGCGUGUCGAAGCCGAGCGGCUGGGUGAGCAGAUCGUGCGGUGUCCUACUGGUCCACGUGGACUGAUUGUAACGGUUGGUUCGGAGCCGAGUGGGGUCCUCCCACCUGGUCCCACUCACCGGUGGAACUCACUGGCGUACGAAGCUUUGGUCGAUAACGAUAACACGACGGUGGUUUUCGUCAAGGGGAUUAAUCUACGGCCGGACAGAGUUUCCAAUGCAUCGAGAUUUGAGUGCGUGUACGGCUGGGAUUUGAGCUGGUCCAAACUAUUGGUGAGAUCGGAGGUUUUAUCAAUUGCUCAAGAGAUCGUGCGGUGUAGAACGCCGUUAAGUGUUUUGAUCAGUCAACAAAAAGUCAACGGCUCAGUUAGAGUUUCGGUUAGGAUCAAGGGCAGAGGAAUAUUACCUUCCGUAGCCCGACUAGGGUUCUUAUCGGAUUCCGGGCAUUACCUGGUACCGACCCGGAAACCACAUGAAAUGUGCGUCUGCACCAUGGCACGUAACCAGGCGAGGUUUUUGAAGGAAUGGGUCAUGUACCAUGCCGAGAUCGGGGUCCAACGUUGGUACAUUUACGAUAACAACAGUGACGACGAUACCGAUAAAUUGAUAGAAUCGUUGUUCGACGCCGGUUACAACAUCUCGAGGCACAUCUGGCCGUGGGUUAAGACCCAAGAAGGAGGGUUCUCUCAUUGCGCAUUGCAAUCUAGGGAUUCCUGCGAAUGGGUUGGGUUCAUCGACGUAGAUGAAUUCUUUCACUUGCCGUCAGGGUUACUCUUACACGACGUGAUCCAAAAUCUAACGAGUUUCGAAACUCGAUCCAAGAACAUUCCGAUCGGUGAAAUCCGUGUCUCAUGUCACAGUUUCGGGCCGUCGGGACUCAAACAGAUGCCACAACAAGGUGUGACGGUCGGAUACACGUGUCGGAUUAUGUUCCCUGAGAGACACAAGAGUAUAAUCAGACCCGAAGCACUGAAUUCGACAUUGAUCAACAUUGUACAUCACUUUCAUCUGAGAGAUCGAUUUAGGUUCAUAGAUGUUGAUAGAAAAAUGCUAGUAGUAAACCACUACAAAUACCAAGUGUGGGAAGUGUUCAAGGAGAAAUUCUAUAGGAGGGUGGCUACAUAUGUGGCUGAUUGGAAAGAUGAUCACAAUGUAGGGUCCAAAGAUCGAGCCCCCGGGCUAGGGACUAAACCGGUCGAACCGAAUGAUUGGUCGAGUCGGUUUUGCGAGGUCACCGACACCGGCCUAAAAGAUAUGGUGUUACACAACUUUGCUGACCCAAAAAAUUCCCUUCUGCCAUGGCAAACUGUAGAUAAUGAAAUAACAAGAUUAUUGUAAUAAACUAUAUGUUUUUUCUUCUUAAUGAUACAAAA
Messenger RNA from Hibiscus syriacus, 1911 nucleotides. Its product is annotated as glycosyltransferase family 92 protein RCOM_0530710-like. The record is from RefSeq and is a predicted model, not a curated record. The transcript has 2 exons. Lineage: Eukaryota; Viridiplantae; Streptophyta; Magnoliopsida; Malvales; Malvaceae. Bases 167 to 1876 code for a protein of 569 amino acids.